CUCAUCUAAAAACAGAAUGUAUAAAAUUGGUAAAAAUGUUUAUUAUUAAAAUGACCGUAUGGGCCCAAUGCUGAAUUAAAACACACUAUACCUGUUGACUCGAUUGGCGGCACACUGACGAUAACAGGGGGAGGAGCCUACAGCUACAUGCGGUACCUACAACCGAACCAUUGUUAGCGCUAAUAUUUAAUCAGAUUGUGCAGACCAAGAGGACACUUACCAACGCAGGCCAACGGGAAUAGCGCACGCUAAUAGCGGGGCACGGCAGCUCAAGCGCUCUGCAGCAAAGCAAAUGCACCCAAGAAUCAACAACAACCUCAAUAGGAUCUCGGAAACAAAGCAGCAGCGUACUGUUAUGGAUGUUGAGUGUGUUACGUUACGUUACGUUCUAGUGUUAUGUUACGUUAUGCUGAAGCCCAUAAGGCAGUGCGCGUUUGAUGUGUAUUCAUUCAUUAAAAGCUUGAACUGAAACAUGGCGUCAGAAGUGGGAUAGUUGACAAAGUUAACUAGAAUAAUAUGGCGAACUCGAGCAAUAUGAUUCCGGCACCAGAGGGCAUGCAGAUGUCCGGGGAUCUGGCGAAGAACUGGGAAGUUUUUCGUGCGGAAAUCGAGGACUUUGUGUUAGCUACGGGCCUUAAUGAAAAGGCAGAAGAAGUGCAGGCAGCCGCGCUAAGACGGCUAAUGGGUAGCGAGUGCCGUCAUAUCUAUAUGCACAAUGUGAUUUUGGAUGACGACCAAAAGAAAGACCCAACCGCCAUCCUAGAUGCUCUCGGAGAAUAUUUUAAGCCGGAAAAAAAUGUGAUUUAUGAGAGAUAUAAGUUUGGAUGCUGCAAGCAGGAGACUGAUGAGCCAAUUGACAGUUUCAUAACGAGACUACGGGAGAGAGCUGCAUCGUGUGAGUACCGUGGGCUAAAGGACGAGAUGAUUCGGGACAAGCUCGUGCUUGGUGUCGCAAGCGAAAACACCAGGAGGCGCUUGCUGCGUGAACGUGAUCUGAUGUUAGCAACGGCAGUCGGUAUAUGUCGCCUGGCAGAGCUAACCGAUACACGCAUGAAAACCUUGGAGAGCCCACAAUUGCAAACGGACAGUGUAAACUCCGCAGACAGGCAAUACGGGAGACGUGGACCUCAAGACAGGAGAGGAAGAGAUAUACAGCAGGCUUGCAAAUACUGUGGAAACAGCCACAAGCGGGGCAGAGAGCAGUGCCCAGCCUACGGUGGUGCAGGUGGUGGCGGUCCACGUGCCGGGAGGCCCGAACCGGGGUUGGAGGAGUCAGCAGGCAGCCGAGCCGACAACCACACCCGACGACACGGUGCAGAUGGAACUCCGGCAGCAGAGCAGGGUUGGAGAAUGGACGUGGUGGAGAUGACUGGUAGGGGGACAGACGGAUUAGGAACGGAGACUGGAACACGAGUAAACGGGAAUACAGAGCUCGAAGAAUCAAGAGGAUACUCAACCGGGUCCAUGGCUCUCGCUCAGUGAACUGCCUGCUGCUGCUGUGGAUGAGGACGAGCUGAGGGGCACGCCCACUGACUAGCCUCUGCGUGCAAGGAGUAUGACUGGAGCGGCUCGCUGCACAGACACAACGUUAUUUUAAUAAAAGUAUCGAUACUAAAAAAAAUCGAGAAUCGUAUCGUUUUUUGUGUGAGGGUAUGAUACCUCUCCAGUAUCCUCCUCAUACUGUGCAACACUAGUCUGUUAAACGUGAAUACAGUGUGUUACCUGUUAAUGUAGUCUGUUACAUCUUAAUACAGUGUGUAACCUGUGAAUGUGGUCCAUUACAUGUGAUUACCUUUGAAUUAAGUGUGUUACAUGUGAAUACAGUGUGUUACCAGUGCAUGCAGUCUGUAACUUGUUAAUGUGGUGUUCUUUACCUGUGAAUGUAGUGUCUUACCUGUGCAUUAAGUGUUUCAACUUUGAAUGUAGAGUGUUACUUGUGAAUACAUUUUGUUACCCUUGAAUGUAGGGUCAACUGUGAAUAAGUGUGUUAUAGGUGAAUACAGUGUGUUACAUGUGAAUUAGGUAUGUCACCUGUGAAUACAGUGCUUUACCUGCAAAUGCAGUGUUUUACUAUGAUUGAGGUUACCUGUGAAUACAGUGGGUUACCUAGGAAUCGAUGUUACCUCUGAAUGCCUUAAAUGGUGUGGGGGGAGAGGACAAGGAGCCAGCCA
Molecule: messenger RNA, 2171 nt
Organism: Gadus morhua (Atlantic cod)
Lineage: Eukaryota; Metazoa; Chordata; Actinopteri; Gadiformes; Gadidae
Exons: 3
Coding region: 517-1482 (321 amino acids)
Source: RefSeq, a predicted model, not a curated record